AUGGAUGGACUCUCGGGAGGCGUCAGACGCGCCGCGUUUGAGAAACUUGCGGCAUUGGCUGUUCAGUCGCCCGCCCGUGACGAUGGUUCGGAGCUUGUUCGUCUGUCGCAGCAGUCCCGGUCGACCACCCAGGCCGAUGAGACCCUGAAUGGUGUGUUGAGGGGUCAGGCUCCGACAUCUCGAGUUCCAAUGGGCAUUCGUGAACUAGAUGUCCUCCUGGCCCUCUGUCAAGCCGCCUCUGCUGUCAACGACCUCGAGCACGCCGCACGAUUGGUAUCUCAGCUGUCGUCCUAUUUGCCAGAAGCCCCCAGUCAACUGUUCCAGUCGUCCCCAUUUCUUCAGAGUGUCAAGCCCUCGCCGUGGGAGUCGCUCACCUACAACGUGACUCUGGCGCUGUUAUCACUGGGAACAAAGUAUCCAGGCCUGCGGAAGAAGACAGUCGAUGCCAUUAAUAGUUAUUUGCACAACUGCGCCGAGGCGAUCAAUGCGGUCACACCCUUUCAGUACUCGAAAGAAGCAGGCAGUAAAGGCGUGGUACAUGAUUCCAUUGCUAUUCUGUCAAUCGCGGUGUCCUUUGUUGGUUUCCUGGAAGCCUCGGCCAAAUACACUGUCAUCUGGUCUGCGACUGAGAAGCUAAGGCUAAUCGAUCAUAUGCGCGGGAUGCUUUCGGAAUCCUUCAUGAUCGCGGUGGAGACAGCCUCUUCUACCAUUCGCAAUGCAAGUGGCGUGGAGAGUGCUUCCAAGAAUUGGAAAAAGUAUACCCGUCGAUAUGCUGCUCGCGGCCGCCCACUGGGCGGCAUGCUCGUGCAAGAAGGCUUCAUGCGCUUCGUCAAAUCGUGCGCGGCAUCUCUCCUCGGAUCCCAGAACUUGUCGGAUGACCAGCUGUUAGACGACUAUAUGACUGGCGUCGGUAUUGCUAAAAGCUAUGAUGAGGCAGACAUUACUCUGGUUGAGCGGAUCACCGACAUUAUCAGCGAGGAAAUUCACUUGCUGGAGGAUGGCUCCGAUUACCUGCAGGUCGGCUCACCAUGGCAGCAACGGCUUGCUUUCUCGGUCAAAGGCGACGCCUUGGUGGGUUUCCUGAAUUGUGUGAUCCUUGGUGAAGAUGCGGCAAACAACGAUGUACUCUUAUCCAGGCUCGAGGAGACACUGGCCGAUCCCCAGCAAAUGUCGUGCGUUGAGCUGGCCAUAACCGCAUUGAAAUGCACCGCAAUUCUUGCGAGAAUGUCCUCCAAUGGUGCCUCAAUCGGGAGGCGCUGUCUGCUGAGGUUUGUGGUCGAGGGAGGUAUGUUGACGGGCUCAGUUGUUUCAGUAGCCGCUCGGAGUCUCGCGCAGAUCCUGACCAUUCUCUCCGAGGACGCCGUGAUUACAACUUUGUAUUCUUUGGGCAACGCGCUGAGCCCCGGCGGCAACACCGAUCCAUCAUCCCAAGAUCAGUUGGUUGGAGAUCCCACCGGGCUGGUGAAUAACCCAACAGCUUAUCUACAGCCGAAGAAUGGGAGUCUAGUAUCUCUUUCGGUGAAUGGCGAGGAUGAUGGUGCAUCCUACCGGAAUGUCAUCCAUACAAUCGUCACCGUCGCGACCAGCUGCAACGACGACAAGAUCAGCGCCCUGGCUCAGUCCAUGCUCCUUCAAAAAAUUGGAAAGAUUAAUGUUGCGGUGGAUGCAUACAUCAUCCAGGAGACAGCCGUUCUCGCUCUGAGCAGUGGGCAAGCUGAAUUCCAACUUCUGCUCAAGUUCUACGCUCGCAUCUACCGUGAUGGGGUUAACAAAGGCUUGAAUCUGAUCUCUGAUGCUGUUCAAUGCGCCAUGGCAUAUCUUUCCAUAAAUUUGGACAGAAGUUCCCCACUCCACCGGUUCUACUUGACCCACUUACUGGAGAGUAUUGUCAACAAAGGGGAUGUUCCCGACCUUGAAAAUGAGCAUCACAGAGAAAUUGUUUUUGCACCCGGUGACAUAACUCCACUUCUGAAACCACUUGCGUUGCUCGUAUCUUCCAACAGCAGUGUUGAAGGGGCUUCCCAACCGGCACAGGAUUACGAUGAAACCGCUUUGUCUUUGUUCCGCGAUGCGUGGUUUAACAUGGCCAUCCAUGGAAUCUCACUCGACUCGAGUGUAGCUCAGCAACACCUCAAAGAGCUCCGCUUGCUCGCAAACUUCUCUCCGCCUCUGGUGGCCGAGGAUCGCAUGGAGUCACUCGAAAGUGAUGUCGAGCUCAACACCGUGCUCCGGCGGGGACCGGGACCACAACGGAUCAUGGAGCAGAAGCGAACGCUCAUUUCUAAACUGGCUGGUCGAGAAUCUGACAUCAAACGCUUGGACUACUCAAGAGCGGUCUUUUUGAAUGCUGUGCUGUUGGUCGAAAGUCUUCGGGCAUCGUCGGGGAACUGCACCAAAAUCCUCAGUUAUUUCCUGGACCCCGCCCUCACUACGCCAGAGAUGUUUGCCUCUAUGAACGCCGUUGCGGACAGAGUCAUCACCUGUUAUCUCUCACUGACCCUUUCUGGAGAACAUGAUGAAUUUUCGGCCCCGUUCUUGUCGAAGCAGCUUGCCGAGUUCUUGGUGGCAUGCUGCCAUCGAAUCGAAAGAGUGCAAAGCAUAGCAACGCUGUGUGCAGACAAAAUUAUCCGCGAAUGUCCUUCUGCGCUUUGCGAAAAGCAUUCGCUCUUUGCUUUGCUCGAGAUAUUGACCGUGAUGUGGUCGGCAUGCCUCCAAGGAGAACUAGAUGAGUUCGAGUGGGAGCCGUCGCUCAUUUCUCCCCGGGGAAUUGUGAAGGUUGACCUCCCCGAUAACUACGCGUUGAGACGAGCGACCCUGAACCGGUUCCUGGAACGAGCCAAGACUUGGGUAACAGCAGUUCUCAACAUUGCACCGUUGGAUAUCAAGGGUUUACUUCAGACCUACCUGUCCGAGUAUGAUGACGACGGUGGCUACGGCCAUAUCUCCAUGGGUCGAUCUUUCGCUAUGGAAAUGGGCUCCCUUAUACCACAGACCGACCCACGGCUUGGGUCUAUUGAUGGCUCUGAAAGCGCCGAUGUAAAUGUUGCCUCCGACUUUAUGGCACUGUAUACAACGCGUCAGAAGUACCGUCGCCCCGAUAUGCCUCCUGUGAACGGUUUGGAAGGGGAAGUGUUUGGCAACCAGGCCUGGCGGCCCAAAGGUCGAAAUAUUGGAGCGGAACUCCGACCCGAGUCUGCUGAGAACUUGGAACAUGCUCUCUCCGGUCUUUACCAGCGGAGCAUCAACGGCGAUGACAUUCCCCUCAUUGAAGUGAGGGAUGCCCUGCGGCAGGCCGCUGGUCUUAUCUGUAGUAGUAGCAAACCCCGGCUUUCUGUGGUUCAUUACCUCGUUGCCUUGCCCUUUCAGAUUUUCACCAAGGAAGUCAUCAAGCUAGGAGUCUCUCUAUGGCUCGGGGUUAUCCACGAAAACCCAAGCACUGAGCCGCGGAUUCUAGCAGAAGUGGUUGAAUCCUGGGAAAGGAGCAUCCAGCGUCGGAAGGGGCUGUUUGAUCCUUCUUUUGGAUACCUUGACCCGCUGCACACUAAAAUUGAGCUUUUGCCAACCGACAAAGCUCUGAUGCUCAAAAAACAGCAAAAAGCCCAGGACACACUCUCGCCACAUAUGCGUGUUCUUCAGUUUUUUGAGAGCCAUUUCAAUGCCAUUCGCCUGGGCAAUCUGCAAGACCAGCAAUUGUUCUGCCGCCUCAUGAACAGUACACUCGUGGGCCUUGUGAAAAAUAAGGGCCAUCCUCUGGCACGGGAGAUACACUUUCGUAUUGUUCUGUUCGGACUGAAAGUCUUGAGAUAUCUCAGCCCUCGAAACAACAGUGCAUCCUGGAAACUCAAAGAUCAGGUUCUCUCUGCUGCUCUGAGCUGGUUCAAGCACCCCCCACGAUGGUCAUUUGGAGGAAACCGGCUGCAGAUCAAAGCCGAGGACAAAAUUAUGGCCGACGUGAUGAGUGCUUUACGAAGUGUUGGAGGCCUUGCUGUUCAUGCACAAGGGUCAUUCAAGUCUUUGCAGGCCAAACAGGACUUGGUUCAAACUCUCAUCGAGAACGAGCGCUCGCGACUCCGCGUUUGGCUUUUCCCUCUGGAGCCUGAGCGGAAACACCACAUGCCCGUAGUUAUGGGAAACAAGAACUCUACAGAAGGUGCUUCAUCUUUUCUGCGGCUUGCCUGGGCCGAGAAUCCAGGGUUGGCGAUUCAGAUGGCUGCCCGAUUCCCUUCGGCGAAAAUGCAGAGUGAUGUUCGGUGGUUGAUCAUGAACUUCCCUGACAAGGUCAUUGGCGAGCCAAGUGCGCUGGAAAUUAUGUUCGACUCAUCUCUACCGACUGAUGUCUCUUGGCAAUUGAAGUAUCUAUUGUUCUGGGCUCCCGUCAACCCCACCGAAGCUCUUACAUACUUCUUGCCUGCCUACGGCAACCACCCGUUCAUUUUGCAGUAUGCUAUGCGAGCUUUGGAGAGCCAUUCGAUCGACGUCCGCUUCUACUUUGUGCCUCAACUGGUCCAGGCUCUACGGUACGAUGCUCUGGGCUAUGUCGAACGUUAUAUCCUGGAAACAGCCAAGCUGUCGCAACUGUUUGCGCAUCAAGUGAUUUGGAACAUGAAAGCCAAUUCUUACAAAGACGAGGACUCUCAGGUGCCGGAUCCUCUCAAACCAACUUUGGAUCGUUUCAUUGAAAGCUUGAUUUCGAGCUUCUCGGACGAAGAGCGUAACUUCUACGAAAGGGAGUUCUCGUUCUUCAACGAGAUCACUGGUGUUUCGGGCAAGCUUCGUCCGUACAUCAAGAAAAGCAAGCCCGAGAAAAAGGAAAAGAUCGAGGAAGAGUUACGCAAGAUCAAGGUGGAGGUUGGAGUCUAUCUCCCCAGCAACCCUGACGGGGUUGUUGUGGGAAUCGAUCGAAAAUCCGGCAAGCCCCUGCAAAGCCAUGCGAAGGCGCCCUAUAUGGCAACUUUCCGGAUCCAGAAGAACAGGCCACGGUGGGAUGGAAAAGCCGACGUCACGCACGCUGGCGGUUAUGGACCCGACCCGCGCCAGCGCGGUGCGCAUUCGUCGGAGUCCGACCAGGAGACGUACGAAGUCUGGCAGUCGGCUAUCUUCAAAGUUGGCGAUGACUGUCGUCAAGACAUGCUCGCUCUGCAAAUGAUUGCCGCCUUCCGCAGCAUCUUCGCCGGCGUGGGUCUGGACGUCUGGGUCUUCCCCUACCGGGUGACCUCCACGGCACCUGGCUGUGGCGUGAUUGACGUGUUGCCCAACUCCAUCUCCCGUGACAUGCUUGGGCGUGAGGCCGUGAAUGGGCUAUACGACUACUUCGUGUCCAAGUACGGGGGCGAGGACUCGAUCCGAUUCCAAGAGGCGCGUACCAACUUCGUCAAGAGUAUGGCUGCGUACUCUGUGAUCUCCUAUCUUCUGCAGUUCAAGGAUCGGCACAACGGGAAUAUCAUGGUGGAUGAUGCUGGGCACAUCAUCCAUAUCGAUUUUGGAUUCUGCUUCGAUAUUGCACCUGGUGGCGUACGUUUUGAGCGAGCGCCCUUCAAGUUAACAUCUGAAAUGGUGGCCGUCAUGGGUGGGACGCACAGUCCGGCUCAUCAGCCGAGCAGCAGUUCAGGCCUGAGCCUACCCGGGGGCAAUUCACACAAUCCGACUGCCACGCAACCCUACCGGUGGUUCGAAUCCUUGGUCGUCAAAGCAUUCCUGGCCUCACGUCCGUAUAGCAGCAAGCUGUCUCAUAUCGUGUCGUUGAUGCUGGACAGCGGUCUGCCCUGCUUCAAACCCGAGAGUCUCAAAAACUUCCAAGACCGGUUUGUACUGGAUAAGAGCGACAGAGAUGCUGCUGAGUAUAUGCGAGAGCUUGUGCGCAAGUCCUACAUGAGCAGAUCAACCAAGGGCUACGAUCAGUUCCAGCUGAUGACCAACGGCAUUCCUUACUGA
Penicillium alfredii is the source of this 5931-nucleotide messenger RNA. It is a transcript of the gene stt4, whose product is annotated as 1-phosphatidylinositol 4-kinase STT4. Lineage: Eukaryota; Fungi; Ascomycota; Eurotiomycetes; Eurotiales; Aspergillaceae. Gene Ontology annotation, biological process: phosphatidylinositol phosphate biosynthetic process; phosphatidylinositol-mediated signaling. The record is from RefSeq and is a predicted model, not a curated record. Gene Ontology annotation, molecular function: 1-phosphatidylinositol 4-kinase activity. Gene Ontology annotation, cellular component: plasma membrane; cytoplasm. The transcript has 11 exons. Bases 1 to 5931 code for a protein of 1976 amino acids.